AUGAUCGCAUGUCAAGUAAUGUCAAGUUGUAUGUAAUGCAGCAAGUUAAUCUUAGACCAUACACUCGGUUUAAGAAGUUAAGUCAUUUCACAUUUUAAUUUUACUUUCGAAUUUUAUUUCGAGACUUUUAUCAUAAGAACGUUUAAAAUUGAAAACUGACUCGUAUGAUUAAACGGAUGGCAAAGACCUAUUGUUAUUAUUGUAUAAAAAGUCAAUAUUUAUAAGACUCGUACAUUAUGAAGUAACUUGUUUCUAUUUAUUAGAAUUGAAUGUAAAUAGUUUUUUUAUGGGCAAGCAUAUUUGGCACUAUUAAUGCUCUGCAAAUGGAAGAUGCCAAUGGAAGCAUUGUGUUUAGAGAAAUCCACAAAAAUGGGUGGCUGCGACGCACGGAUACGGCGGAAAGAGAAGCCGCGAGAUUUUGGGUAGUUUUUUGUAUCCAUGACGAUGUUGAGCCUUAUUUUGAAGGUUACAACAACCAAAAACAGGCAGCCAAUCAUUCAUUUCUUUGGAAUUCAUCCUUACAAAACAUUCUACAUUUAUCCCCCACACUUUGUGCUACCGAACAGCAAGAUUUUGAAUUCUGCGUCAACUUUUCUGACCAGAGGGUCCUGCGGCUGGCAGCUCCAACCUAUCAGGAUAUGUACGACUGGGUACAAACUGUUAGUAGAAAAUUAACUGAGAUGAAAAUUCUAAGUCCCAAGGAAAAUUAUUAUUCCAAAGGACCCGGAGCUGAGAGGCGCCCUACUAGGGAUCCGACCAGUCCCUUACCCCUGCCACCUCGUCCACCCCCGUCACUUGGUGUACAGGUUCACGUUCCUUUAACAAAUUCUGUCUCAACCGUAACAGAAAAUCAGACUGAAAUCACUCGUGUGGGUUCUAUUCGCUUGCCGGCAAACCAGACAAAUCCGAUGAAUCAGGGGGAGAGCUCAGCUGUCAUGAAUCAAGGUUCGAUGUCUGAAAGUAUGCCGAAUUUCUUUACCUUUGAUAAUAUACCAGUGCAUGAUGGUAGGGAGCCAUUCACUCAGCCUAGAUUCAUACCUGGAGGACACCGAGAUAGACAUAGUGAGAAUGUCUCCAAUAUUGAAAAUAAUAACUCCAGUUACGAGAGUCUGUUUUUGGCAUCCUCUCAUUCUCCGAUCACACCUGGUAGAUUGAUCGAAAGCAAUAACAGUCCAGAAUCGCCAGAGAGCAGACAUUAUGCAGCUCUGAGAGAAUAUAGAAGUCUCGCUCCUCCUCCCCGACUGCAACAAAGUGGAACUCACAGGGCUGUGAUGAGAGAAGAGAAUGGUAGACAGCUGACAUUGAGGGAGCAACAGGUACUUCAACUCAAACGAGAAAUGGGCCACCAUGCUGGAGUCAGAUUACAGUUGAGAAGAAGAGAUUGUAAGGACAACAUUGCCUUUGUUGACACAUUUGGGACUGUCUGGAUCGCCGGAUGGAAACAACGUGAACAGCCGAUGCUUUACAAUGUGCUACAUAUUGGGGAUCAGGUGCUCAGUUUAGCUGGAAGUCCUGUGCACAGUGCGACGUCUGCACGUGAUAUUCUCAAGAAUUGCACAACUCCAUAUGUAGAGAUGAUCGUCAGGAGGCUCCCACAGGGUCGAACAAUGACUUUGAUUAGGGGAAGCGAUCGCGAAACUGACAGUCAAGGAUUUGGGCUCGAGCUACAGGGCAACGAAGUGAUAGGGGUUGGAGGUAUGGCAUUGACUUCUGGAUUACCACCUGCAGCUCUUGCGGCUGAUCCAACCAUGCCAGCGGGAACUUUCGUCAAUUGGACAUUGACGGAAGUAAAUGGUCGGCCAUUAAACAUACUAGGCCAAGGAGAAGACGCUCGAGAACGUCUUGGAGGUGUCGGGCUUGACGUUUCCAUUGUUAUGCAACCAACUGAUCUGGUAUCUUCCUUGAAAAAAUGCUUGCGUAGUCAUCGUGGAUAUAAGAAUUAUGUACUAAACUAACAAAAUGGAUUGAUUAUAAGGCUGUAGUGAAGUCAAUAUAACACGAAAACAUUCCUUCAAGCUGAUAUUCAUGUAACUGUUUUUGGGUAAACAGCACAAGCGAAUUUGACUUCAGCUACGUCCUUAAUAUAUGUAAAUAUGCCUAAUGUCGAUGUCAAACUAAAACGCAAUAGCUAUCGUUAAUCACGUUCGAUUGCUAGUGAAUCUCAGAUAUCAAACUGAUGUCAAAUUGAUAUUUAUUUUUAUAUGAAUGCACAUGCUCGAAAUGCAUUCCUGAAUAUUCGGCAACCAAAUAGGACAAUUUAUAGUAUUAAAUCUGUGUAAGCAGAACGGAAUCUACGCUUUCUUUUAUUGCGUGAGUUUACUCAAUCUUCAGUCCUCUCAGUGUCCAUUUGGUGUUUAAUGUCAGAAUGGAACUAUUCCAGAAAAGAGGGCUCUCUCCCAUCGGCCAUAAUUCCACACAAUAGUAGUUUACUCUGUCCUUGGAUAACAAAACAUUAUCGCUUAAGAUUUAUUUUGGUUCACGCUUUUUCUUCAUUCAGAGUUAAUGCCUAAAGCCUGCUGCCAAACAAGCAUUUUGAUCAGCUCUAUGAAUUAAUUUAUCAUUCUUUGCCAUUUCUUUCCUUUACCCAUUCCUUUUGACUCCAAGUUAAUUCAAGUGAGCGAAUUCUUAAUUUGAAUCAACGGCAACAAUUCGAUUCAAUAAUUUCAGUUCAUUUCAUUUAUUUGAAGAUGAUAUAUGAGAUACAAAAAUCGUCGUAAAUUCCCUUAGCGAGAUCUGUGGGGAUGAGUGAAGAUUCAAAUCCAUUUUGGAUUGAAUUAUCUUGUAUCAUCUUGUAUUCGAUAUCGCAUUCGGAACAUUUCGAUUGUAUCUUGAUCAUACUUUCAUUUUAUGCUGAGCAGGCUCCGUUGCAAUAGGUUCUUCUUUAGUCUGGUACACCCAUACGUGAUUGGAAAUAAUCUCUACAGUGUUUUCUACUAGUUGUAGAACUCACUGCCAUGCCGGCCAUGCGUAUGUCGAACCGUUUUAUUUUAGAUAUUUUUCUAGUACCCAGACUUCAAAGCAUUUAAGAAUAAACUAGAACCAACAGAUUUGAAGGAUGGAAUAUAGUAAUUAAAGGCAAACAACUGUUUUCAAAUAACCCUAACAGGCUUAAGCAGUAGAAUUAAUAAUAAGAUAAGAGUUCUGUGAUAACUAAUAAUACACACGGUGAAAGGGAAGUUGAAUAUUUGUUAGCAGCAAAUAAAUCUAUGUAGCACAAUUUCUUUGUAAUAAUCUGCAUUAUUAUUUAUUAUUUUAAAGAAUUUCUACUGUUUUAUAUAGUUUUUGGCGAUAGAAUUACCAUUAUUUAUGUACAGUGUCAUUAAUGACAAUUUUGCUGAACCAAUAUUAUAUUUAUGGAAAGCAAGACACUGAUUCCUUUGACAAUUUCCAAGCAGAGUUAAUCAAAUGAAUUAGCUUGGUCUUAUAAGAGCAUAAAUUCACAAAUACAGUAGACGUUUUCAUUUACAAG
Molecule: messenger RNA, 3469 nt
Organism: Diprion similis
Lineage: Eukaryota; Metazoa; Arthropoda; Insecta; Hymenoptera; Diprionidae
Exons: 3
Coding region: 324-1955 (543 amino acids)
Cellular component (GO): cytoplasm; plasma membrane
Molecular function (GO): protein binding
Source: RefSeq, a predicted model, not a curated record